This is a messenger RNA of Eufriesea mexicana, 1722 nucleotides long. Its product is annotated as alpha-tocopherol transfer protein. The coding region runs from base 456 to 1394 and encodes 312 amino acids. The transcript is spliced from 7 exons. Lineage: Eukaryota; Metazoa; Arthropoda; Insecta; Hymenoptera; Apidae. Gene Ontology annotation, cellular component: membrane. The record is from RefSeq and is a predicted model, not a curated record. Gene Ontology annotation, molecular function: phosphatidylinositol bisphosphate binding.
ACUUUGAAAUUUAAUUAUGCACGACCUCGACAAAGGGCAACCUCCGCGAUGGUUUCCGUCCUGGCAAACAACGGCCAAGGUGGGAGAAACGCUCUCGCUUUCUAGCCGAUUUCCGACUUGCGAGUUCUGCCCCGUGGCAGUCUUCACCAGUGACUCGACCAAGCUGGAUGCUCCUGUUCAACCUGUUUCCCAUCAAACAGGCCAUCUCUUCCCGCCUCGUUCCUGCGAUUCGCUCUACGAUCCUCGCAAUUCACGUCGAAGCUUCUCGCUUGCGAACCGUGAAAUAACAUUCUGAAGCUCCGGGAUACCGUCAGACGAAUCGCUGUUCAGCGACAGGGAGCUAAGUAGGAUUCUCUCAGCCGCAUCCCUCGCAGUGGAAAGAGCAAAUCGAAAGGACCAAGAGUCUUCCCUCAGAUAGAGCUGGUUCUCGGGAACUGAGGCCUGCCAGCGGCAACAUGGAGUCGCAGAAGAGACAGGGUACCGAUCACACCGCAGCGAAGAAGAUAGCGGAGGGACUGCAGUUAGGUGCUUACGUGUUGAAAGCGGAUUUCGAUGAUGACGACGAGUUCUUCAAGGAAAUAGCGAUGAAAGAACUGCGCGAGACGCCGGAGGUUGUUGAACAGGCGCUCAAGGAUAUCAAGGAGAUGCUGAAAGGUGAGCCUGACUUGCUCCUGCCGGAUGGCGACGAGAUUUACCAGAAGUUCCUGCGACCUUGCAAAUGGUACCCGAAGAGCGCUUUCGAACUGAUGAAGAGGUUCUACAAAUACAAGCAGAACAACCCACGCUACUGCGAUAAACUAUUGCCCAGCACCGAGAAGAAGGUAUUGUCCUCGGGAAUAGUGAUACCGUUACCAGAACGCAACGCAAGCGGCUGCAGAAUCGUUGUGGUCAACUGUGGGAAGCAGUGGAACACGAAACUGAUUAGCGUGGAUGAAAUAUACCGAGCAGUCAUGCUAUCGUUGUUCGCGGCCAUAGCUGAGCCGAAGUCCCAGAUUGGCGGCGUGCACGUAAUUUUAAAUAUGGCGGGCCUGACGUUGGGCCACGUUACACAAUUCACCCCGACUUUCGCUGCGAAGGUGACGGAAUGGGUGCAGAAAUGUUUACCCUGUCGUAUUAAGGGUAUCCAUAUAGUGAACCAACCCUUCAUAUUCAACAUGGUGUUCGCUCUCUUCAAACCCUUCCUCGUGGAGAAGAUGCGUAACAGGAUUCACUUCCAUGGCACGAAUAGAGAAUCCUUGAUCGCGUACACUGGCGCGAAGGCUACGCCUGUGGAGUUCGGUGGAAAUAUGGAGUUGCCAGAUGAACCGUUAGGCCCAAAGAUCGCCGAAUAUUUCUGCCAUUUCGAGAAGGAUUUCGAAGAAUCCAACAAAUGGGGAUAUAACAGUACAAAAUGACAUGCGACAGGGUGCAAUGGUUGAUCAGCUCGGAACGCGACGCAGAAACUGGAUCUCGAGGUGAUCGUUUUCUGAAUCUGAUAAAUGGAAGAAAGGGAUGACAAUGACCAGAAAAGUUUUCGUCAUCGACGUGACAAAUAGAGCGGGAAGAAAAUUUCGAAUCACUGUCGUCGUUCGAUCGACCUUUAUCUCGGUAUCGAAGGCAAGAUCGGUAUCCAGUUCAUCGAGAUAACGGGGUUAGGUUGUAAUUGUUUCUUAACGUCGACGAACAAUUCUUCCAGUGACUACGAGUGCAAUGGAUUAUGACAUCGACGAUUUGUUAUACGAU